Messenger RNA from Symbiodinium pilosum, 2565 nucleotides. Lineage: Eukaryota; Dinophyceae; Suessiales; Symbiodiniaceae. The record is from the annotation of a GenBank genome assembly.
AUGGCUGACACCGCAGCCUCCGAAGUUCGGCCCGAGUCGCUAGAGGCAACAGAGCAGUUUGACGCCUCACUUCCUGGAAGUGUUGUCGCUGUGCCACCUAUCUGGACGAACGAAGAUGGCAGCUUUCGAACCCAACCAGACAUCCCAGCACCGCCGCCGCGGAAACCACCCCCGCUCCGCAAUUCGACAAUUGCACCCUGGGUUCUAGCAGCUCGCCAGGCAGACAUAGCACAGGCGAGGGAGGAUGAGGCGCUGGAGACAGACUAUGACGAGUAUGGCUCUGGCGGGGGAUCUCCGCGGUCUGCAGAAGGAUCUCAGCUAUCAAGCACCCAGAUGUCACAGGGUUCUGCUCUUGGAUCAAUGCCUUACAGCGUUGAUAGUCAGCCACCUGUUGAUCCAGAUGCCAAUUAUGGUGGAGUUACCCUAUCUCAGCUCGAAGAGUUCCUGGCCGUGCGCAAGGGCAUGCGAACGGCUUGUGGCACCUUGCCAAUGACGUUUGCCAUUUGGCUCGCCUAUGUGUUGCUUGUGAUCACUAUGGGAGAGGCAGAAGGACCAUUUCAGACGGCAAACCUCAUCAAGGAGGAAAUCAGCAGCGCGGUCGCGUACCGACCAGACUCCAUGACCGGGCUGAAUCGGACAUUCCUCUUGCAUGAAAUGCGAGACUUCGACGAUAUCGGCUGGUGGAUGAAGACUGCGUUGGUUCCAACCAUCGAUCCAGCGAGUAGUCGAAUGGGUGGUGCUGUCAAGAUUGUUGGAUUUGCAAGGGUGACCCAGAUAAAGGGCACCAUGGUUGGGUGCGAUGGCCUGACGCCAAACCUUAAGCGAUUCUAUCCGGGCUUCUGCUAUCCCCCAGCAUCUCCAGACACUCUCGUGACCUCCUUUGGGCCUUUCGGUGUUGAUGACGCCUACCAGGCAUUGGGUGCUCAACGACAAGUCGGGGAGUUUGAAGCUUGGCUGGACACAGGCCGCACGGUGACCGAAGUGCAGUCGCGAAUCGACAGUCUAAUCAAUUAUGGCUGGGUCGACAGGCUUACGCAGCAUGUCACGCUGAAUGCCUUCUUCAUGAACCUUCAAACGAAUGUCUACGUGCGAAUGCGGCUGCUUUUAGUGGUUCAUAGGGAGGGCCUCAUCGAGAGCACUCUGAGCCUGGUCCCAAUGAAAGCAGAGGUGGUCACACAUUGGUCGCACAUUUUCCUGAACUUGUGCUUUGCGAUCCUUCUUACAGUGCAGCUUCUCUGGUUCAUGCAGCAGUGCCUCGCGGAAUACAAACGGGGUCUUUGGCGACUGCAUUUCUGGGACAUUUGGACAUGGUUGGACAUGGUCUCCAUCAUGGUGGCCUUAGUCAUUGUAUUCAUGGCGCUGGCCUUCGUGGUCGACACGCAAAACUUCACAGUGAUGGUCUCUGACCUUGGCGAUAUGCCAACCUGGUCUGUGCUCGAAGCACCCGCAGCUCGCAAAGUGCAGUCCAUCCUGCAAAAUCGCGGAUAUCGUAACAAGUGCUCUGAACUCCUGGCCGUCUUUGACAACGUGCUCAGCGUCAGCCUGUGGCUGCGAUUCAUGACUGCUUGGUACGCAGUCUGUCUUUGUCUGCGCUUUUAUCGUGGAUUCACAGGGCAACCGCGCACUUCUGUGAUAUUGCAGUCCGUGCUGUACAUGUCCAAUUUGUUCCUUCAUUAUUUGGUCGUGUUCUUGGUGGUCUGCGGAAAUUUUGCGCUGAGUGGAUACAUUCUAUUUGGGGAGCAGGUGCCUGCUUGGUCCACCUUUGGAGGCAGCGUUAUCACUCUGACUCAAGUUAUGCUUGGAGAGUUUGAUUACGAUGCCAUGCGAAAUGUUGCCCCGAUUCUUGCGAUGAUCUGGUGGUGGAGCUUCUUCCUCUCCACAACAGUGGUACUGUCGAGGGUUUUGACAGCAGCUGUACUACAGCUUUUCUUAGAGGUCCGUCAGGCCCUAGGCGAGCCGGGUAUAGGCCUCCCACGACAGAUACUGGCAGUCACAAAGAACUUGUGGUACCAGCGAUCUUAUGAAGGGUCCAUGAAGAGCGUGCCCGAUGACGACCUCCUCGACAUGUUGGCAGCGGACUUAGAUCCAGCUCAUGUCAAGAAGCUCAUGCAGAUGAAAACCGACAGGCGCCUGUGCACGCGAGAAGAUCUCGCAAAAGCAGAGAAGGACAUCAAAGUUGAUGUUGAUUUCCUGGUGAAGAGAGGCAUGGACCCGCUUGGUGCAGAGCGCCUGAUCGAUCGCACAGCAAACUGGGCGCUGAACAUUUCCACGACCACUUCUGCCACAAAUCGUCUCAUGCUGCUGGUUGCCAAGCAGAUGGAUUACAUCACCAGCGAGGCAGACCGAAUUCAGCGUAAGAUCCGCACUCGCAUUGACCGAGCAGCACAGUCAGCAGAUCGCGUUGACGUGAAGCAUGCCAAGUGUGCCGCACUGGCCAAGCGCCUCCGACGUGCGCAACAGAUACCAGCAGGCUGGACGGCUCACCGUGAUGAGAACGGUCGCAGAUAUCUUCGCCACGAGGAGAGUGGCCUCACAUCAUGGACCUUGCCUCGAGCUCUUAUUUAA